UUUGCCUUUUGUGACACCUCCAGAUUGUUGCACUUAAUGCUGAUUGUUAUUACAGAGUGGAGUGCCGGUAUCAAACGCUGCUAUUGAAAGUUGGGUCAUAAUGUGAAGUUCAGACUUCACAGGCUGUUUACAAUUAGUGCCUUUUGAUGCAUUCCUCUGUAAUCUCGCUCUCCUUUUGAAAGUACGAUUCAGUAUUGAUAUAAAUGAAGGGAAUUGGCCUUUGUUUUUAAAGCCAUACCUGUGGCUUUUGAUUGAUGGAUGGAAACUGUACGCUAGAUUUAUAUAAUGUAGACUUGUUUAAAACCUCACUCCUGAGGUUAUAGUUUCCCCAAAGACUUCAGCAGUAUUUUGUAUCAACAGUCAGAAUGGCGAUCCACAUAGUGGAAAAGCCUCAUCUCUGUUGGAUAACCAUGAAACGUUAUUUGUGAACAAGGGAUGAUAAAGUAAAUCCAGGGCUUUUUUUCCCUCUUUCAGGGACAUCCUCAUUGACUUCGGCCAGGUUGCGGUGCUGGUCAGUGAAGGGGGAGAUGAGGGGGAGCCCUUCUUAUUCUAGUAAAGAUUCUGCCUUUUGGCAGCUUUUACGCUGCACUGGCUGAUCCUUCCAGGAAGUGAGGGGGUGGGGGGGCAAUAAGGAGCCCUCCCCGCAGAGCCCCAGCAUGUACCACGGCUGCAUGCUGAGCCCAAAUCAAAGGGGGCAGUCUGUCCUUAGACUGAGGGAGAGUGAGUCCGCUGCGUGCGACCAGAGAGACAUGGUUGGUAGCCAGUGAGUCCAGCCUUUCAGAUGAAGAGCCUUCAGUUCCGGAGCAUCGCCCCCAAGGCCCCGGCCGUGAUGCCCUCUCCCUCCCCUGCGGUCCUGUCCUGCCAGCCUCCCUCUGCCCUCCCUGAGGCUACCACCGCCUCCAGCCCAAAGUCCAUCAUUGUGCCCACCCAAAACUAUGCACUGAUGCAAAUAGCAGGUCAGGAUGGCACGUUCUCUCUGGUGGCAUUGCCCCCUUCUGUGUCCUCUCAGACGCCACAGCAACAACAGCAACACGCCCCAAAGAACCUCAAGUUGCCCAUUCCCAGAUACCAGCCAGUGAGGAGCAAGGGGACCACAGAUACGGUCAAGUCACCACCACUAUCUGGGAGGGUGAAAACAGCCUCCAAGGUUGCUGGGACAGUGCAAACCAAGUCAGUUGUAAGUGGGGCAUCAACAGUGAUGAAGAAAAAACAACAAGAGUGCAAGCACACAAAGGACAUCCUCGUGCCCAAAGAGGAGCCUUCAGAGCAGGUACUUCUGAUUGACCCAGCCUCCUCUGACAUCGCUGUCACUGCUGUGCUCCCAGACAAUGCUGUCCUGUACCCAGGCUCUCAGUUAGAACGAGCACAAGAUGGCUCUGAACGACCUAUUCCAACUAGUCUUAUUCAGAAUCUCCAGUACCCCCCUGCUGCUGUCAAAGGCUCCGCUGGCAAAUCCCAGGAGGAGAGUAAGAAUACACUGAGGCUGUGCCAAUCUAAGUUAGCUGCAGUCCAGCCCCAGAGCUGUAUCACUGUCCUGUCCUCAGCCAUCUUCAGCAAAGCAGUCCAAAUUAUCCCGUCUCCACCUAAAGGUAAACUGCCCAUUCUGCCCUACUCUAAAAUGAAAAGCAGCCUUAUCCCAGCUGCCAAGCUCAGCAAUUUGUCCCCAGAGAAGGAUACUGGACUCAACAGCCCCCUAGAUCCUACAUCCAAGACCCUUGAGACCGCUGACGCCUUGGGUCACAACCAGGUGCCAAAAUCCACUCCACAGCCCCAGGCCAAGACCACACUCAUGCCUGUGUUGGGAACCCUCCAGAAACCACCUGGCAAGAAGAGGGGGAGGAAGAGAAAGACCAUGGAAGACAUAUUGGCAUUUGAGGCCAGAAAGAAGAGGUCUUUGUCUUUCUUCAGUAGAAGGGUCCCAGAAAAACCACCAGCAGUUGUUCCAGGCUCCAAACAAAAGGAGGUUGAUAUUUCAAAGAAGUACCGCAGCAUCCGACCCAAGCCCAUGUUGGUUAUGGAGACAGUUCCCCAACUGGUUAGUUUGCCUGCCAUUACCCCUGAUGGCCAAGAACAGGAGCUUGUUCUUGGUCAUCAGCUCCCCACCACCACCACCACAGCCAAGGCCCUGGACUGUCCUCCCCAACCAGCCCCAGUAACCCUCCACCUGAGAGGUGCCUCCCAUUCGCGAGUGUUCAUAGGCAGCCGUCCACUCCACCGUUGCCCCACAUGCAGCCGCUGUUUUCAAUUCAAGCAUCACCUCCAGAGCCACAUGAACAGCCACACUAACAGCCGGCCCUACGUCUGCCCAGUCUGCCGCAAAGCGUACGCUCACUCUGGUAGCCUGAGCACCCACAUGAAGCUUCACCACUCCGACGUACGCCCACGUCGGUCUCUGAGCUGUGAGUUCUGUGAGAAAGCAUUUGGAUAUGUGGGGGUUUACUUCAGUCAUUUGAGAGAGGUGCACAAGGUGGUGCUGACCGUGGAGCCGUCCAUCAGCCAACAUGAGGAUGACAUGUCUGUGGAGGGGUUCAACUCCCCAAAUCCAUCAGAUGAGCAGGAUCACGAAGACCCUGUGGAGCUGCAGAUUAAAUGUGGCCGCUGCCAGGCCAUUACUCCCACCUUUGCUGACAUGAAGAUGCACUUGCUGCAUGUGCACGGGGAGGAGUCCCAGGUUCCAGUUCAUGAUGGCCAAUCAGUGCGCGUUGGCCGCGAUGCUGAGAAUGAGUUAGUAAAGCAUGCCGCCCACUACUGGCGACAGCUCAACGAGAAGCGCAACCUGGUCAAGUGUGGCAGCUGCGACGAGGAGUUCUUCUCCUUCUCCAAGCUUAAGAGGCACAUUAUGUCCCACCACUGUGGAAGAGGGGGGGAGGACAGCCAGAUCCUUGCAUUACCAGAUAGGGGUGGAGGCCUUGGGGUCCUUGCAGCAGGUGCUGCCUUUAACUGUGUGCUUUGCAGCGAGGUGUUGGACACUAAAGAGGGGGUUAUGGAGCACUGGAGGAGUCGCCACCACUGUGAGCAGCCCUGCCUUCUGUGGGAUGCACUGAGCUCCUUCUCCGGCCAGGAAGAGGCUGAGGCAGACGGGGACCUGGACACUCCUGCUCCAAGCCCACACUAUCCAGCCUAGCCCUUAGAUGGACAUUGAGCCCUUUACGGGGACUCCUUCUCACACACACUGAGUCCUAACAAUCAGCAUCACAGGGAUGGAGAGUUUCUGUUAUGUCUUGUACCACUAGUUUCAUCUCUCAACAGUUGAGGCAUUUGACCUGUUAAAAAAGAAAAGUAAAAGGAUAUUAAACCAAUGGUGAAAAUUGAUCUCAGUGUUACAAUUCAUAAGGGAUAUUCUCUCAAGUUCAGAGAAUCCAAUUUUAUAGAUAUUGUUAAUGUUUUUUUGUCUGGUUUUUGGACAUUUUGUUUGAAGGUAUGUAUUUAAUUUCCUGUUUGGAUUAUUUUUUUCUACUGCUUAUUUAAAUCUUGUUAAAAGGUUCAUUUAUCUGACACAGUAAUACUGUCAAAGGGGGAUUUCUCCCAAAUUCUAACAUCUUAUGGUAUCUAGCCAUGCAGAUAAUGCGUUAGCACUGGAUAUCUCACACAUGCGACAUGGUCGAGUCGUGAUACCAACAAAGACCAUGCAAUGGUUUAUGGUGCUGCUCCCAGUACAAAAACCUGAUGUCAUCAAGCAAUCUGUUCCCUCUUCUUUUUUUUUCGCAAUUGAGUAUACUGAUCGCAGGUCAAUUUGGCUUGUCGCUUAUAGCUCCAUAACCUGAGGGUUGGGGCUUAGUUUUUAUCGUCCAUCAGAGACCAGUUUUACACCAAAUCUCACCAUUACGGUUCAUGCUGAACUACUGCUAGACCGGUGAAUAGACAGACGGCUCGCCGUGCUCUUUGCUACCUAAAAACUGGUGUUUGCGUCAUGCUGUGCUUAAUGCAAUCCUAGAACUGGUGGGAUUGAACACGUUUUUAAAGGUUGGACCAAUCGAAAUGUUGCAGGUGGCAGAUGUUGUCCUGUCAGUUUCACAGGGGGCCUGAUCUGUGUCAAUAGAUCACAAUGAUGCCUAUUUUCACAUACCACACAUUACACCACAGGCAGUUCCUGAGGUUGGCCUUUACAAGGGCAGGCUUACCAAUUCAAACUGAUGUCAUUCGAUCCCUCAGGGUCUUCUGUACUUAUGUCCCCUUCAAACGUUAUGGUGUCCAGCUUUUGUUGCUGGACAUUGAGGCCUUGGAGGGGGGACCUGUGUCUGAUCAAUGUGGUUCUUUUGGGAGUAAUUCCUUCAUGUCAAGAGGUUGUGGAGACCGGCACCUCUCUUGGGCUGUGGUGCAGUCUGUCAGCGCAAGACUAUCAAAGGCCAAUGGAGCGUGUAGCAAAGAUUAAAUCACAUAUACAGAGAGAUAUCUGACACUACAGCUUUUUGUCCCGGUUUUGAAGGACAAGCAUGUUCUCAUCUGGACAGACGGCAUCGCUGCAGUUUAUCAUAUCGUUCAUCAGGGCGUCAUCAGGUCCAGGCCGUGUCUGCAAGUGUCACGACAGCUUCUCACGUGUUCAUUUCCCCAUUUCCUGAACCUGAGGGCAAUUCCUCUCCCAGGCGCCGAGAACAGGGCACUAGAUGUGCUCUCCUGCCACAGAAAGACUGGAGACUCCACCCAGAGGUAGUGAGAUUGAGCUGUGGUUUCCAGUACUUCUGAAACUGCUUCAUGGGCAGCCAUGGUGCCUCCCAAGGAAACCAGACCUCCUUACUCAUCUUGAGUGACACAUAUGUAUCUGAAUCACCUUCUGCUGUGUUGAUCUGGCUCUACAGAGCUAAAGCUCCACCGUCUGGCGGUCAGAAAGAAUGAAAUGGAUGUAGAGUUGAGAAUGUAGUGUGAGGGAACAGAUUCCACGAUGGCAUCCGGGUUUUGCAUUGGGCCGUGGGCCGUGCGCCCUACGUCAUCUCAUGGUCGCAGGGGUCUUUGUUGGUAUGACAACUUGAUGUGAGCCUGACCGUGAUCCAGAACGAAAAAUCUCAUUUUAGGAACAAGUUUUUGAGAUCUGUGCUGAGAGUUCUGCCUCCACCUCGAUUUAAAAAAUAAAAUAAAAUAAAUGACAUGCUAAAAUGUUAAUGACAACAUCUUAUUGUGGAAAGUGGUAUCCCUGUCACUCUGGAUUAUCCAGAGGAAAUUUAUUUUUGAGAACCACAAAUUUAAUUCCAUUCACCUCAUUUCAUAGGGCCCGAGGCAGAAAUCUCAACGAUCUCCUUUACCUCAACUGAAACUACCAAAUGUCCAUGGCUAGAUGGCACGAGGGGAAUAUAACAUGUUUGUUCUUUUAUUUGGGUGGACUGACCCUUUUUAAAAUACUGAGAAAUUUCAAUCUCAUAACAAGGGCACACUGUCUACUGGCGCACUGGCUGACAAUUAAUCUAUUGGCCUUGGACUAUUACGGUUUGAAAUAAAUCAGUAUGUGCACACAAUUCUUUUAUGUAAUAUUGCUCCUGUUACAGAAGAUCAAUAUUUCAGUUAUGACUUGAACUUUCACAGUCUGAUUAAGGGCAGUAUUUGGGUCCUCUAACAGCCCGCAUCCAUGAAGGAACACUUUCCUAACCAGCAGCCAAGUGACAUCCUCGUGGCCUUCUGAAAAACACCUGUGUUGAUGCGUAGUGUGGCUUACCGUCAGUGUGGUCCUCUGUAGGCCAAGUUCUCUUUGACUUGUUGAUUAAUGCCUAUUUGUGUAUUCUGUGAUAUGCCAAGGGUCUAUUCACACUAGUGAUUGUAGAAGUGAGUUUUGCAUUAAGCUUUUUAACCACUGACAGAAUAUUUUUUGUUGACUUCGUCAAUACGCAAAGGAAACCAUCGAAUUGCCUACCUGUUUUGCCAGCUUGUGUACGCACCUGUGGAAUUGUGUGCACCCAUACUCUAUUAUUAGAGUGAAUAUAAACUGUUGUCAAGUCCAGCAAAUAUGCUAUUUUAUACUCUAGAUUAAUACAGAGGUCUUUUAGUAUAUUUAUGUUGGUCCUUAAAGAGCUAGCACGGAGACUUUUAUUUUGUCUGCUUCUUCUAAGUUGGAGAUGCUUAAUAUCUUGUUUCUUGAUAGGAGGCCAUUACUACAUGGCAAGUAUCUCUGCUAAUAUUUGUCUGUGUUUAUCUUUCAUAUGAAGAAAAAAAGAGCAUCACAGGGUCCAGUGAAUGUACCUGAAUGUUUUCAAAGCCCUACCA
Cyclopterus lumpus (lumpfish) is the source of this 6189-nucleotide messenger RNA. RefSeq names its product zinc finger protein 438 (gene znf438). Lineage: Eukaryota; Metazoa; Chordata; Actinopteri; Perciformes; Cyclopteridae. Gene Ontology annotation, cellular component: nucleus. The record is from RefSeq and is a predicted model, not a curated record. Bases 782 to 3124 code for a protein of 780 amino acids. The transcript is spliced from 3 exons.